CCUUUGCUUGCUUAGGUGGAGAGUUUUCCUCCUUCGCCCCCUUUCUCUUGCUCCGUGCUGUGCGCUUAAGAGGGAGCGGCGCUGAGCGGAUUCCUCCUCCCACCCCUGCUCGGCUCGAAGAAAGCAGAAACCGCUCCUUUUAAACUUUGUGCGUCUCUGUCUGUUGGUUUGCCUUGACGGCAGCUCCGGCAUGCCGGGCCAGAUCUGAACGAGCUUCUCUUUCUCUUUUCUUGGUGCCUCAGAGGAUUUGCGGUUUGCUCUCUGGGCUAUGGCUGAAUCAGGACACCGCGAGGAAGACUCUGCAGUGGACGAGUUCAAUGAUAUUAUCAAGAGCAGAUCUGAUGAAAGGGAAGAUGUUCAAAAGAAAACAUUCACAAAAUGGGUAAAUGCACAGUUUGCAAAGUUUGGUACACAUCCUAUAGAAGACCUCUUCAAUGAUUUUUGUGAUGGACGAAGACUUUUGGAGCUCCUGGAAGGUCUUACUGGCCAAAAACUUGGAAAAGAAAAGGGUUCUACAAGAGUUCAUGCCUUGAAUAAUGUCAAUAAAGCACUACAAGUUCUGCAGAAAAACAAUGUAGAUCUGGUGAAUAUUGGAAGCACAGAUAUUGUGGAUGGAAAUCAUAAGCUAACCCUUGGAUUGAUCUGGAGUAUAAUUCUCCACUGGCAGGUCAAAAAUGUAAUGAAAAACAUCAUGGCUGGGUUGCAACAGACAAACAGCGAAAAGAUCUUGCUGAGCUGGGUCCGUCAAUCAACUCAGAACUAUCCACAGGUCAAUGUUGUUAAUUUCACCAGUAGCUGGUCUGAUGGCUUGGCUUUCAAUGCACUCAUCCAUAGUCACAGGCCAGAUCUAUUUGACUGGGAUAAUGUCGCUUGCCAACAGUCAGCCAUACAGAGAUUAGACCAUGCAUUCAACACAGCAAAACGACAUUUGGGGAUUGAGAAACUCCUUGAUCCUGAAG
Molecule: messenger RNA, 959 nt
Organism: Gekko japonicus
Lineage: Eukaryota; Metazoa; Chordata; Lepidosauria; Squamata; Gekkonidae
Product: dystrophin-like
Exons: 7
Biological process (GO): synaptic signaling
Cellular component (GO): plasma membrane
Molecular function (GO): protein binding
Source: RefSeq, a predicted model, not a curated record